Messenger RNA from Tarenaya hassleriana, 1059 nucleotides. Its product is annotated as protein Dr1 homolog. Lineage: Eukaryota; Viridiplantae; Streptophyta; Magnoliopsida; Brassicales; Cleomaceae. The record is from RefSeq and is a predicted model, not a curated record. The transcript is spliced from 6 exons. The coding region runs from base 276 to 752 and encodes 158 amino acids. Gene Ontology annotation, molecular function: protein heterodimerization activity.
CUCUCUGACUUUGGGAAAAAAGGUGGAUUUCACGCGCUUUUGCGUCCUCGGUUUUUGCCCUAAUCGCAGAGAGAGCGGAGGAGAGAGAAAAUCCUCCGACAAGAUUCCAUAUAAUCCGACCGACUGCUUGUCCCCUGAUCUCGCCGUGACUCGGUUGACUCGCCGUUUCCCCGACUUUGAUUCGUCGUUUCUCUGAUUCGACCCGUUUGACUCGGUUUCGUUCCUGGGUACCAUUACGUGUGUUGGUUAAACUGUGAUUUCUGAAGAUUUCAACGAUGGACCCGAUGGAUAUAGUUGGGAAGUCCAAGGAGGAUGCUUCGCUUCCAAAAGCUACCAUGACUAAAAUUAUAAAGGAGAUGUUACCACAGGAUGUCCGUGUUGCUAGAGAUGCUCAAGAUCUUCUGAUAGAAUGUUGCGUAGAGUUUAUAAAUCUCGUUUCCUCGGAGUCUAAUGAAGUUUGUAACAAAGAGGACAGACGGACAAUUGCACCCGAGCAUGUCCUCAGGGCGCUACAGGAUCUUGGUUUCGGAGAAUACAUCGAGGAAGUUUAUGCUGCGUACGAGCAACAUAAGUUUGAAACUAUGGACUCACAGAGAGGUGGGAAGUUUAACAGCAGGGCUGAAAUGACGGAGGAAGAAGCAGCAGCCGAGCAACAACGUAUGUUUGCUGAAGCUCGUGCGAGGAUGAAUGGUAAUGCUGCAGUUCCUCAACCCGAGCAAUCAGAAACCGACCAGAGAAAUCUGCAGAGCUAAUCAGAACCACAAGCCCUUAAAUUUUCUCGGGACCGAUAGGCAAAACCAUCCUUUGACACUUUAACAUUUCCUGUAAGUGCAAAAAACACUUCCCCUUGUGUUGAUAUAUGCACUUCUACAUAUAACUUAGAUUUGUGUUUUGUCUUUGAAAAAAAAAAAAUCACUGUGAUUCAGAUGUAAUUAGUAAGCAUGUCUUAUCUCAUUCCUUUUGUCCUUUCUUGUGUUUGCCCUCCUUUUGUCUUGUAACUUCCAUAGCUUACUGUGUUAACAGAUCUAGUUGUUCAAUGUUAUGGUAUCCUAUGCUCAA